This is a messenger RNA of Dinoponera quadriceps, 3581 nucleotides long. RefSeq names its product protein lin-54 homolog. The coding region runs from base 311 to 2791 and encodes 826 amino acids. The record is from RefSeq and is a predicted model, not a curated record. Gene Ontology annotation, cellular component: nucleus. Gene Ontology annotation, biological process: regulation of DNA-templated transcription. NCBI's taxonomy places the organism in Eukaryota, Metazoa, Arthropoda, Insecta, Hymenoptera, Formicidae. The transcript is spliced from 12 exons.
CACGAGAGAGACUUCACCAUCUUGCGAUUAGUUCGGGGAUUCAAUCUUCAGUUCGCCCGCGUAAGCGCGAAAAAUAUAAUGCGGCUUGUAAAGUGCGUCGAAUCGAGUCAUCGCCUCGUCGCCGCUCACCGUCGUCGACGUCAGUGAUCCGUCCGAUCGUCGAUUUAUCGCGCCUUAUCGCGCUUAACGGGGUCAUUUCUCGGCGGCGGGUUUCGCACGCAAAAGUUCCCGUUGCAUUCUGGGCCAGCAAUGGUGGGCGCGUGAUUUUGAACAAUUCGAGUUAUCGAAGGAACGCGCAGGUGGUGUUAUCAUGUCCACGAAUAAGGGACAGAAUGCACGGGCCUUGGUGGAGCCUGUAGCCUUGGACUCACGUACCCUGGGUGACAGCGACCUCAGCGCACUGAGCUUGUCGCACAGCAGCGAGCAGUACAGUUCAAAUGACUUCGACGCGUUCGCGAACAUUCAAGCAGAACUCGACUCGAUGAACGCGGAGGAAGUUAUGUCGACGGACGACGAGCGGAUAGUGAUUGAGCGUAACAUCGACACCGACGUGUUGACACCCGACGUGGAGAUGGCCGACAUUUCCGAACAAGUGCAGACGGAGCAUGUUUACACGAUGGCCAAUCAGAACAGUCAGAACAUCGUAUUUCAGACCAAGCCUACGCUGCAGAGGGUGCCUGUAUCCGCUGUUCAAGUGAAGUCGAAUGUCUGCCAAACCACGCAGAGUCAGUCGAUUAUGAUAGUGUCACCGGCGAGCGGACAAGGCACCAGCCAGAUCCUUAAGAUAUCGCAUCCGCCGACAGCUUCGGCCGAGCAACUACAGUCCCUGGCCCAGACUCUGAUAACCGGAAAGUCCACGGACGGAAGUGUCGUUCAGCUGAGGUCGGCUCAGCCUGCUAAGUCCAUCACGACAAGCAGCUCCUCGGGGAAUAUCACGAUCAGUAACAUGCAGAAUGUGAAGAUAGGUCAACCGACGACUUUGAAGCGGGCAACGCAGAAUAUUCAGACGGGACGUAACGUAUACACGAAGAUGAUACUGACGGGGAGCCAGGCGCAAUCCGCCCAGCAAGUUCUUAUCACGAGUUCGCAGAGUGAAAAUCAACAGAGCCAAGGGAUUAAAUUCCUCAACAACAGCUCGUCCAAUUAUAGCGUUACGAGCCCAACGAAGACCAUAACAUUAGCGCAAGCGCAACAAAUGGGUAUACUCCCCACGAAUAAGGUGCAACACAUCCUGCCGUCUUCGCCACAGAAACAGGGAAUGAUUCUAAACAAAUUGCUACAGUCUUCAACGUCGCAAGCAUCGAAGGUAACUAUAGUGCCUACUAGCAGUGUUGCAAAGUCACCGACAAAAAUCCUACCCGCGCCAACUGCGAGUAUUCAAGCAAAAUCUUCAACGACGACGAAUCAGUCCACGUUUGUCUCGUCCAAAUCAUCCUCACAGCAAAACCCACAGAAAGUGAUUAUCAGACAGAGUACUUUGAAACCCGGCACUGUACUUGGAAGUGGACAAGUCAUCAGAAUACCUGCUAACCAGAACAUCGUGACCGGGUCGAAUCAAGUUCACCAAAUUCAAAUGCCUGGAAGACAAGUGCAAUACGUAAGAUUAGUCAGUACACCUUCAUCAGGAUCUACCAACGUUGUUACUGUAAGCAAAACAAAGUCUGCUACGACACUUCAAACUGUAGGCAUUGGUCAAAAAAUAGGAAGUCAGCAGCAGAUCGUAAAGGUUGUGCCACUAAAUACUGGUAAUCAGACUCUGAGAACUGUUGCGCCGAAGGCAACUCUUACGAGCGGAAGUCAAAGACUGCUUAUACCUGCAACAGCAGCUACUGGAACAACUGUCGGCAAUCAGCCGAAGAACACUGUGGCGAUUCCAGCAUCAGCAUUAAGUCAGUUAGCGUCAGGUCAAGCGGUUCUAUCAGCGAAUUCGAAUGUUGGGAACAUCGUCGUUCUUCCUGCUCAAUACAUUCAACAACAGUCCACGGACGAUGGGAAAUUGAAGUCACAACAAACAACGUCGAACAUAAUGGGAACUUCGCAAAGUUCUACGGCGACUUUGUGUGUGAUAGAAGGGAAAAACUCUCAAAGAGGUUACGGCAAUGUCGAACCGAACGGUAUCAGGCCGAGGAAACCAUGCAAUUGCACCAAAUCACAGUGUCUGAAACUUUAUUGCGAUUGCUUCGCAAACGGCGAAUUUUGUCACUUGUGUAAUUGCAACAACUGUUCUAACAAUCUCGGAAACGAGGAGGAAAGACAGCGUGCUAUUAAGUCCUGCCUAGAGCGCAAUCCUAACGCCUUUCGCCCGAAAAUCGGCAAAGGCCGUGAGACUGGCGACGAUAUAAGAAGACAUAACAAAGGCUGUAACUGCAAACGCAGUGGUUGUCUGAAAAACUAUUGCGAAUGUUACGAGGCUAAGAUCCCGUGUUCUGCAAACUGCAAGUGUAUAGGUUGUCGUAAUAUUGAAGACCCGAUAUUGGAAAAGAAGAGUCUGAAAGAUCUGGCGGAGGCAACUGAAGUCAGGACAGCUCAGAUUAGUUUAAAUAAAGCGCAGCUACAAUUGUCUGAGAUGGCAUUCAGACCACCAGCAACAUCUAACUCUGGAACAAGGCAGCCAUUUAAUUUCUUGACGGACAAAGUUGUGGAGAUAACAUGUCAGUGCUUGAUGGCACAGGCAGACGAGGCGGAACGUAAUAUGUUUGACGACGAGACGUCUCAGCGGCUCAUUAUCGAGGAGUUCGGUCGAUGCUUGAAAGAGAUUAUCGAGUCAGCGCAUAAAGCUGAAGCUACCUAGCAGGUGCACUCGGUGGGAUUUUCAUUGCAACUUUCGUUUUUCAUUAUUCAUGUUUUCAUGGAAAUUGAGUAGAAAUAAAAAAGAAAAAAAAUAGCAUAAUGAAUGUUACGUACCAAAGAUUAAUCACAAGAUACAAGAUGGUCCUUAGUAUCAUCUUAGCCCGCUGAAUUAUCCUUUAAACGUUAUUACAGCUUACGCUGAGUUCCCUCCUUAGAUGCAUUUGGAAUUCUAAGAGGAAAAUAAUGUUUAGUAUGAAAGAUUAAAGGAGAAUCGAAUGACUCUGCGUGGGCUUUUGUUUCCUAAUGACGAGUUAUUCUGGAAGGUAUAAUUUAGACGGGCAAAGAUCGUUUCGUCCAAUUUCUGACAGACGGCAGAAAUAAUUUUAUUUUACUGAAAAAAGAAGGAGAACACACAACCACAUUUGUUAAUAAUUGAUCGAAUAAGCUGGAGAAAAUUUAAAUUUCCUCGAUCUUGAUGGAGAAAUACGAAUAGUUGCAAUCGAUCGUCUCCUCAGACGUAUGUUCUUUAAAGCACGAUAAGUCAGAAAUGGAACCGGAAUACGAAAUGGAAAGUGUCAACAUUAUCUUCGCCUAGUAGUUGGAUUACAUAAACGUUACUUGGCACUUUACGCUUCGCACGGUAUUUCAGACAUGUUUCAGAAGCGACAACGCUUUCAUAAGUUGAAUUCGCAGACUUCAAUUACAAACUCGUUUUCACAUAUAAUUUAUAAAUAUAAUCUACUGUAUCUACAAAAUAAUAUAUAAUUAGACAUUAAAAACCAAAUAUAUAU